GAAUACAUCUCUGCUGAAUCCUCAGCACCUCUUGGUGGCCAAGCACAGAUGACUUUCCAGUGCAGGCCAGCCCAGGCAUCUCUGGAGGAGGACAGCAGAGACAGCCUGCACCGGCGGAAUCCUGGCACAGACAGGGUGGAAGAAUAUCUCAUGGCAAUGCUGCAGGUGCCAAUGGGGCACACGCUCAGUCCAGAGGAGGCAAAGCUGCUCAUGAACCAGACAGUACAGCAGGUCCAGGAUACUCUGAGCAUACCAGAUGAUGUUGCUCGGCACCUCCUCAUGCACUGUAGGUGGAAUGUGGAUUUCCUGAUCCAGUGCUAUGUGGAGAACCGUGAGGCCCUGCUCAUCUCCUCAGGGCUGCAAGUGCAGGAUGUCCAGCCUCCCCCAAGCCCUGGAACCCACUGCCCAGUCUGUGUGAACCAGCUGUGUCCCACUGAGAAGCCACCAACCCUUUGCUGCAUGCACUACUGUUGCAAGCCCUGUUGGAGGGAGUAUCUCACAACUCGCAUUGAGCAGAACAUGGUUGUCAACUGCACCUGUCCCAUAUCCGAGUGCCGUGCUCAGCCCACCACAGCCUUCAUCUACUCCAUCGUGUCCUCCGAGGAGAUCAUAGCCAAGUAUGAAAAAGCCCUCCUCAGACGCUAUGUUGAGUGUUGCUCCAACCUGACAUGGUGCACCAACCCUCAGGGCUGUGAUCAGAUCCUCCUUAAAGAUGGACUUGGUUAUGGAGCAGCCUGUUCCAAGUGCUCCUGGAUAUCCUGCUUCAACUGCAACUUCCCAGAGGCCCAUUAUCCUGCCAGCUGCAGCCACAUGUCUCGGUGGGUAGAUGAUGAUGGAUACUAUGAGGGAAUGACAAGUGAAGCCCAAAGCAAACACCUGGCUAAGCUCAUUUCGAAGCACUGCCCAAACUGCCAGGCUCAGAUAGAGAAAAAUGAGGGGUGCCUGCAUAUGACAUGUGCAAAGUGUAAUCAUGGCUUCUGCUGGCGCUGCCUCAAGCCCUGGAGGCCGAAUCACAAGGAUUAUUACAACUGCUCUGCUAUGGUGAGUAAAGCAGCUUGGCAGGAGAAGCGUUUCCAGGAUUACAACGAGAGAUGCACCUUUCAUCACCAUGCAAGGGAAUUUGCUGUAAAUCUGAGGAACAGCAUUUCUUCCAUCAGAGAGAUGCCAAAAAUUAGGAACUUGACCUUUGUUCUUGAUGCCUGCAAAGUGCUAGAACAGGCACGGAAGGUGCUGGCCUACUCCUGUGUGUACAGCUACUAUAACCAGGACACUGAGAACAUGGAUAUUGUGGAACAGCAGACUGAUAGCCUGGAGCUGCUCACUAAUGCUCUGCAGAUCCUUCUGGAGGAAACCCUGCUGCAGUACCAGGACCUGGCCACUUCUCUUCAGCUCCUGAAAGCAGAGCACUUCCACACGGGUUUGGAGUUGGUGCGGCAGAUCAAGGAGCGUCUCUUUGCAAUUCUCUGGCACUCCACACAGGAUUUCCAUGUUGGGCUCCAGACUGCAGGAGAUGCUGUUCAGAGAAAGCUGAAACUUGCAAAUGUGCCUGCUUCAGCCCUUGCAUGUACAGGGCAAAAACGCAUCCUCCUGUGUGACUCCCCCAACACAGAUGAAGGUGGCAAGGAGGUUGAAGAUGAGGAAUAUGAUCCACAGUGCUAGGAAGACUAUGAUGAUGAUGAUGAUGACGACCUUGAUGAAGACAACUUCAUGAUUGAUAAUAAUUCAGAUUGUGAUUCUUACUUUGAUGAUAAUGAUAGCUAUCGUAGCUAACACUAGAAGCGUUCUGUCACCUAGCCUUGCCACCUUGGACCUCUGCCUCUAUUUUUUGUCAACCAGUUUGUGUUACUGUUUUUCCUCAAAGGCAGGGAGGAGCUCUCAGAUGGAACAAAAUAUUUCCUCUGGGAGGUUUCUUGCUCAGUGACUCUUGAAUGUGCAGGAACGUGACCUGGACAGCUGGUCUGUGUUACUGUGGCCACCUCUCUCAGAAAGACAUCUCUUUGCCUUUUUCCCUUGUCUCUAGUUCUGCCUGUAGGUAUUUAAUUGAGUUAGAAAGCCCACCUGCAGAGUAAGGACCACUUGCCACCUGUUAAAGGGCUGCUCCUUGUCCUUGGUGUGCUGUCCCCAAGGGCUGGGCACAGGGCAGGUGACACAUGUCCCAUCACAGCACUGUCUAGCAAUGGCCAGUGUCUAGAAAUGCUGUAAAAAGAUGCAUUUACACUCAAAGCUUCCCAGCUGGAGCUGGUGGGAUUCUCUCCAGCCACAGAUGGAUGUGGUUCGGUUCCUCUGGUUGAGAGGAGCUGCAUUUUUGCCCUUUGUUGGAGUUUUCUUCUCUGUUAUGAAGCAGGAAGGGCUACUAUGAUUGACAGAAGUUUGCAGGAUUGUUUAAGUUUAUAAAUAUAUGCGCACACAUAUAUUUUAUAUACAUAUAUAUAUAUAUAUGCA
Onychostruthus taczanowskii (white-rumped snowfinch) is the source of this 2442-nucleotide messenger RNA. RefSeq names its product cullin-9-like. Bases 49 to 1659 code for a protein of 536 amino acids. The transcript has 12 exons. NCBI's taxonomy places the organism in Eukaryota, Metazoa, Chordata, Aves, Passeriformes, Passeridae. Gene Ontology annotation, molecular function: zinc ion binding. The record is from RefSeq and is a predicted model, not a curated record.